UGUCUUUUCUUAUAUGCUAGUUGUAUGGGAUUAUCUUUACCAAUGAAAAAUACAGACUGUCCAAAUUGUGUAGAAGAAGAACAAAUGCCACACAGGUGGGCGAUGCCCCUGUUAAAACUAGGCGAGAAGAGGUACUACUUAGGAAUAUUUUUCAAGGCAAAUUGGUAUAGAGCAGCACAAUAUUGUCGUUUCCACGGUAUGCACCUGGCAAGCAUAUCAUCACAAGAAGAAAAUGACAAAUUAGAAAAAAAUAUACGAGAUUUUGGACUAGGACACGAACACUUCUGGACCUCCGGAACUGAUCUGGCUGAAGAAGGAACCUUCUUCUGGAUGGCUACAGGAAGACCUAUCACUUUCACAAACUGGAACGCAGGGGAGCCCAACAAUUUCCGAUACGAAAACGGAGAGGAAGAAAAUUGUCUUGAAUUAUGGAACAGAGACGGCAAAGGACUUAAAUGGAACGAUACGCCUUGUUCAUUCGAGACUUACUUUAUCUGUGAAGUUCAAUAG
Molecule: messenger RNA, 510 nt
Organism: Ctenocephalides felis (cat flea)
Lineage: Eukaryota; Metazoa; Arthropoda; Insecta; Siphonaptera; Pulicidae
Gene: tfc
Product: C-type lectin 37Db
Exons: 4
Coding region: 25-510 (161 amino acids)
Biological process (GO): biological process involved in interspecies interaction between organisms
Cellular component (GO): external side of plasma membrane
Molecular function (GO): carbohydrate binding
Source: RefSeq, a predicted model, not a curated record